Molecule: messenger RNA, 1530 nt
Organism: Macrobrachium nipponense
Lineage: Eukaryota; Metazoa; Arthropoda; Malacostraca; Decapoda; Palaemonidae
Exons: 6
Coding region: 265-645 (126 amino acids)
Source: RefSeq, a predicted model, not a curated record
UUCACCACGUUUUCAGUACGCGGUUGGAGGCCGUAGGAGUAAUCUGUUAGCUUGGGAGCUCUCAACUAUUCUUUACUCGUUUCGCUAAGACUAGAAUAUAUUCUUGGUUAUUUUAACUGUCGCUCAGUAACCCCCUAAAGGGGAGAUGGAUUGAAGAGUUGAGGUAACAUGCAGUGAGAAUAACUGCAUGAGAUAACGCUGUGUCACCUCUCCAUCGAGGCAGAAAGAGAGAGAGAGAGAGAAAGAAAGAGAAAAGAGCACAAAAUGUCUUUCUCCACCCAAGGCAAACCUUUGUCAUCUUGGAAGCGCCUGAUUCUGGUCUUGAUUCAAGGUUGUAUUCUGGUUUCCUCCUUCCCAGCUCUCUACUCUUUACCACAUUAUCAUCUGACGUCACCCUGGCUGAAGCCCAAAAUCAGCGCAGAAGCGCUGGAACUCCAGCAGUCCAUCGCUCGCGUGGACGAGACGCUCAACCGCUCUAAUGACUAUGGAAGCAUCAUGCUGGAAUCUGGGGAAGAAGAUGACCAGCUCUCCAGAUUACUCUUCAAAAUACAAAACACUGAGGUGUGGCAGGAUAUGCAGAGCUGGGAGAGAAAGAGGACUGGGAGGCCACACAACUACUUGGAGGAAACUCGAGCCGCCAUAUGAGGAGAGCAUGGAGGGCAUAUUAAAUACAGGCAUAAGUCUACCAUCAGCACCUAAAGACAGUCUAAAGAAAUCCUGAGCAGCACAUAGGCCUAAUUCCAAGUCAGGAAAAACAUGGAACAGGAAAAAAAAAUAAUCCCGAGGACUCAAGAAAACACGAAAAAAGGACACGAAAGAAUCACGAAUAUACAGCCAUAGAAACGACGUCCUGAGCACCACAUAGGCCUAAUUCUAAGUCAGGAAAAACAUGGAACAAGAAAGCAACCAAAGGAGUCUUGAAAACGCACAAAAAAGGACGAAAUAAUCAAGAAUCUCCAGUCACAGAAACUACAGACAUAAUAAAACCUUAAGCAACAUAGGCCUCGGGUUACGAAGCUCUAAACAACAUAUGAGAAAGAAGAGUUGAUCGCCAUGUUAUGAAGACUGAACCAAAUCUGUUUUAGGAGAUUCAUUAUAAACUAACAUUGCCAGUUCAUAAUUACUGUGACAUAACACAACACCAAUUACAUAUUUGAAACUUGUAAAAACAGUAUUUUAAAUCCAGAUGACACCAUAAUAUUCCACAACAAUAUAUGCAUCGUGCACUCAUUCAGAUGCUUAGCAAUACGUAAAGCUUGUGUUAUGUAGCCUUGCAGUUUUAUAGCAGUUUCUUCAUCAUGCGCUCAUUUCAAUUACAGUAACAAUGCUUCUGUUAGUCGUGCUACAAUAUUUAUAUUCUCAGCAGAUGCAAACAUUGUUAGCUUUAUCCUUUUUUAUGUGACAAAACAAUAGUUCAAGAUAUUCAUAAUUUUGUAACAAAAAAGACGGUAGCGUUGCAAUUGAUCUCCUCUCCCGUCUCUGCUACUUAGAACUCUCUCUCUCUCUCUCUCUCUCUCUCUCUCUCUCUCU